AUGAUUCAUCUCCACGUGUUUCAGCGUUGUUCCCCCAUUUUGUUAUUGUUCAGCGUGGCCGCAGCUACGCCUCUGAUCUAUUGGGACGUCGACAGCUCUGCUGACAUUGAUACUCCAGCUGCGAUUCUGCGCGGGGACAGGGGUCUUCCUGUGACGCAGUACAGCACUGGAUUCAAUGGCAAUGCCACGAACAUCUAUGGAGGCAGAGGCCGGAUGCCACACUUUCAGGGUGCUACGCCGAUUAAUGGAGGCAUCCCGCAGCAUGGCAAUUUGAGCGAGCACAUUGAAUAUUACGAGCGAGACCUCGCCGCCCUGAUUCCCAAGGAGGACUUUGUUGGCGUGUGUCUUAUUGAUUACGAGUUUUGGCGGGCAGAUUGGAACAGCACGCCAGGCGUUUACCGCACUAAGUCCAUUGAGGCUACUGGGGGUGACGAGGUGCUUGCAAAGGCCGAGUACGAAGAGGGCGCACGUCUUUUUAUGCUUGCGACCAUCAAUGCGACGAGGAAGGUGCGCCCUGGAUGUCAGAUUGGAUGGUACGGGUAUCCAACGAAUCAUCUUCCGUUCAUCCCUAGCGUGAGCUACACGAAUUGGUGCAGCUGGCCCCAGAAUGUAGGUGCUUGCUUCUUCGAAGGGUACGAUACACCCUCUGGCGAAGCGCAACGCAUGCUGAACGAUGAAAUCCUGUGGUUGUUUAAAGCCCUGGAUGUUCUGACACCGUCUGUCUAUCUGGGUAUUCUGCCAGAUCAGACGACAUACGACGAGAGCCGUGCAUACGUAAACUCGACUGUGCUCGAGGCGGUCCGCCUAGCAGCCGCGAGUGGAGGCAAGAGUGUGGUACCGGUGACAUGGUAUAUGACGAACAAUUAUCGAAGACGAUUGGCAGUACGGUCCUCCUGCGCCGAGGGAGUUCUUGAAUCUGGAGGACUCGCGGACCGAGUUCCAGCUGCCUUUUGCCGCGGGAGCGGAUGCGAUCCUCCUGUGGGGCGCCGUCAACGAAGUGCACAACGCUUCAGCUCUUCAAGAGUAUGUCGAUACAACUCUGUCAGUUGUAUUGGCAGAGAUGGAGGCCCAGACUCCAGCUCCUUCGCCCAGCGUGACGACAGCCCCUACGCCUGCGGGCCCUAG
Prorocentrum cordatum is the source of this 1125-nucleotide messenger RNA. The record is from the annotation of a GenBank genome assembly. Lineage: Eukaryota; Dinophyceae; Prorocentrales; Prorocentraceae.